CUUCCUCAAAAUGUUUAGUUUUGAGCAAUCUUGUUUCUGUAAAGUCUGCUUCAGCUCUUCAGCUCUUCCUGUUUCCACAAAGUGGGCAAACUAUUUUAAGGAACAAGUUUCAAAGUCUGAGAUUCGCAUGCUCACACUCUGCACAAGAAGCUGGUCUGUGAAGCAUAAGGUUUCUCUUUCCUGGAGCUCAGAGUAUUUCUUCCCCUGCCCAGCCCUGGCAGAUCUGUCAGACUGGAAGAGAAGUAGAACAAAUCCUGUGAACCUGGAAGUCACCGUCCUCGUUCUUCAAGGAAACAGAGAUGGGGUCAGACCUUGGAAGAUGUUUGUCCCUCCUCCUCCUGCUGCUGCAACUGUCAGGCGCCGUGGGUUCUGAUCAUACUGAGCCCCAGGACCUCACCAAGGCUCGCUGGUUUGAAAUUCAGCACAUUCAGCCAAGUCCGCUCCAAUGCAACAGGGCCAUGAGGGGGGUCAAUAAUUACACCCAGCACUGUAAGAAGCUUAACACUUUUCUGCAUGACUCUCUCCGGGAUGUGAUUAAUGCUUGCAAUACUCCCAAGAUCAUCUGCAAAAAUGGUCAGCACAACUGUCACAAGAGCUCAAAGCCAGUCAACAUAACCCACUGUAAAUUAACCACAGGGUGGUAUCCUGACUGCUCCUACAGUCACAUGGACCACUUCAGAUUCUUCAUUGUCGCCUGUGACCCCCCUCAGAAGAGUGACCCUCGCUACCCCUUGGUUCCUGUACACUUAGAUAAGGUUGUCAGAGGUUUUAAACACUUCCUCUUUCGUUUACUAAAGCUGGCCUAGAAUUUC
Ochotona princeps (American pika) is the source of this 812-nucleotide messenger RNA. It is a transcript of the gene RNASE6, whose product is annotated as ribonuclease A family member k6. NCBI's taxonomy places the organism in Eukaryota, Metazoa, Chordata, Mammalia, Lagomorpha, Ochotonidae. Gene Ontology annotation, molecular function: nucleic acid binding. The record is from RefSeq and is a predicted model, not a curated record. The coding region runs from base 300 to 806 and encodes 168 amino acids. The transcript is spliced from 2 exons.